AUGUAUUGUAUAUCGUGUAUCGAUAACAACCAACACUCGAUAUAGCUCAACAAAAAAAUCGGCAAAAUCAAAGCAGCUUAAUAAUUUUUUGCAAAUUACGCUUGCUCUCCAAAACGUAGCAAGAUGCCAGUGCUGCCCAUGCCGCCGCUUUUGCAGAAUGCCGUCGAGCCAAUGCAAGUUGAUGCGCCACCAAACGAAGACAAUGAAAACAAUGAGGAGCUUCAAAUUGUGGUGGAGAAUCCCACAAUAGACUUGGAAGUGUAUGCUAAUCAAUACACGGGUAUUGCACGUCUCGAUCGUUUGAUUUACGUUGCCGACGUGUGUCCACUGUUCGCCCUGGAAGCACUUAAAAUGGCCAUUACCUAUGUUCAGUCCACAUACAACGUUAAAGUCUAUCAAAUGCUGCAUAAGCGACUCAGCGAUUUGCAAGCAGCCAAUGGCGCCGGCAACGCUGCUGCUGCAGCUGCAGGAGCCGUUGGAGGUGAACAGGCAGCCGCUGCCGCCGCAGCAGCAGCUGCUGUUGCAGUUGCCGCUCUGCCGGAUAUUGCUGCUCAACCGGCUGCCGCCGCUGCUGCUGCGGCUCAGGGCAAUAGUGCUGGUGGCGAGAAGGAUGCCUUUGCCUACGACGCCGUCUGGGUGGACACAAAGGUGAAGAAGGCCGCACUCAAACUGGAGAAACUCGAUUCUGAUUUAAAGAACUAUAAAUCGAAUUCGAUAAAGGAGAGCAUUCGACGUGGUCACGAUGAUUUGGCUGAUCACUACUUGAGCUGUGGUGAUUUAACUAAUGCCCUGAAGUGUUAUUCACGUGCUCGCGAUUAUUGCACAAGUGGCAAGCAUGUGGUCAAUAUGUGUCUGAAUGUCAUCAAAGUGUCCAUCUACUUAAAGAACUGGGCGCAUGUGAUGAGCUACAUCUCCAAGGCGGAGAGCACACCCGACUUUUCCGAAGGCUCGAAGGAGGCCAAUGCCCAGGUGCACACUAGACUGGAGUGCGCCGCCGGUUUGGCGGAAUUACAGCAAAAGAAAUACAAAGCGGCAGCCAAGCAUUUUUUGUCUGCCAAUUUUGAUCAUUGCGAUUUCCCCGAAAUGAUCUCCACCAGCAAUGUGGCCGUCUAUGGCGGCCUCUGUGCUUUGGCCACCUUUGAUCGACAGGAACUGAAACGUUUGGUCAUUGCAUCCACAUCGUUCAAGCUGUUUUUGGAGCUGGAGCCACAGUUGCGUGACAUUAUAUUCAAGUUCUACGAAAGCAAAUAUGCCAAUUGCCUCACACUGCUGGACGAGAUUCGCGACAAUCUACUGGUGGACAUGUACAUAGCUCCACAUGUCAGCACACUCUACACCAAGAUACGCAAUCGUGCGCUCAUCCAAUACUUUAGUCCUUAUAUGUCGGCGGAUAUGCACAAAAUGGCCAUCGCCUUCAAUUCAACGGUGGGCGAUUUGGAAAACGAGGUGAUGCAACUGAUACUGGAUGGACAGAUUCAAGCGCGCAUCGACUCGCACAACAAGAUACUCUACGCUAAGGAGGCGGAUCAGCGCAACAGCACGUUCGAGCGUGCUCUGUUGAUGGGCAAACAGUAUCAACGCCACACACGCAUGCUAAUCCUGCGAGCCGCCAUGCUCAAGAGCCACAUACACGUGAAGAGCGUUUCGCGCGACACCGGCAGCAAUCAUGGCGCGGAGCUCUGUGUGUCCGCCGGCUCCAGCACCACCACGCCUCUGGCUCGCAUUUAAAGGCAAAACUAUAUGCAACUUUUUAUUAUCUGUGGCAAAACAUUCGAUACACCAUAUGGGAGAGGGGAGAAGCCCCAAUAGCCAAUAAUGUAUCUAUCGAAAAGUUUUCCUCCCACUUUUCUGCGAAUUUCAUUCAUUUGUGCGGCAAAAUAAAGUCUUAUAGCGAAGCUAAUUAA
Drosophila albomicans is the source of this 1904-nucleotide messenger RNA. It is a transcript of the gene CSN1b, whose product is annotated as COP9 signalosome complex subunit 1b. The transcript is spliced from 2 exons. Gene Ontology annotation, cellular component: COP9 signalosome. NCBI's taxonomy places the organism in Eukaryota, Metazoa, Arthropoda, Insecta, Diptera, Drosophilidae. Bases 124 to 1728 code for a protein of 534 amino acids. The record is from RefSeq and is a predicted model, not a curated record.